Molecule: messenger RNA, 1518 nt
Organism: Mytilus californianus (California mussel)
Lineage: Eukaryota; Metazoa; Mollusca; Bivalvia; Mytilida; Mytilidae
Product: endoglucanase E-4-like
Exons: 10
Coding region: 1-1491 (496 amino acids)
Biological process (GO): carbohydrate metabolic process
Molecular function (GO): hydrolase activity, hydrolyzing O-glycosyl compounds
Source: RefSeq, a predicted model, not a curated record
AUGACAAAUCCUCCUUCAGGAACAAUUGUUGUCGGAGGAGCAGGAGCAUUGGGAAGUGGCGGAACUAACACAGGAGGCGGAGGUCAAACCGGUACUGGAACAGGAAGUGGAUCUAAUAUAGGUGGUGGACCUAGUGUACCUCCGUACACAGGUCAAGGUGGAUCACAGAUGAAACAUGAUUAUUCUAAAGCUAUGACACUAUCUAUUCUGUUCUUUGAUGCACAAAGGUCUGGUCGACUUUCUGGCACAAACAAUCCUAUUCCAUGGCGUGGGGACUCAGCUUUGGGAGACAAUGGUGACGGACACGACCUCUCAGGAGGAUGGUAUGACGCUGGAGACCAUGUUAAAUUCAAUUUUCCAAUGUCUUACUCUGCGCAUGUUUUGGGAUGGGGACUACAGAAGUUUAAAGAUGCAUAUGAAAGAGCUGGACAGCUUGACAUGAUGUAUGACAUGUUAAAAUGGCCACUUGACUACUUCUUGAAAUGUUGGGAACCUAACAAGCAGACAUAUUGGGUUCAGGUUGGGGAUGGUCACGCUGAUCAUGGAUUUUGGGGAAGACCAGAGGACAUGCACAUGGGCAGACCAGCAUUCAAAAUAACACCAGGGAAUCCAGGAAGUGACGUAGCUGGUAACACUGCAUCAGCAUUUGCUAUUGGAGCAAUUGUUUGGAAAGACAAAGAUGCUGGUUAUGCCGGAAGGUUGCUGGAUGCUGCUAAAUCUAUUUACCAAUUCGCUAAAUCCCAUCCGGGAAUAUACUCAAACAGUGUACCACAGGCAAAGGACUUUUAUGGGUCAAACGGAUGGAAAGACGAGAUGUGUGAAGCAGCAGCAGAACUGUUUAAGGCAACCGGUGAUCAACAGUACCUUAAUGACGCUAAACAAUGGUUUAGCGGCGGUACCGCAUGGGGUUAUUCUUGGGACGACAAAACUGUAGGAUGCCAGCUUUUGUUGUGGGAGGCAACUCAGGAUGGCCAAUACAAAGCUCCGGUGGAAGCUUUUGUUAAUUCCUAUAAACCAGGCGGCGGUGUUCCUUAUACUCCAUGUGGACUUGUAUAUCGGGAUAAGUGGGGAUCUAACAGAUAUGCAGGAAAUGCUGCAUUUAUUGCUGUGAUGGCGGCUGCUGAUGGAAUAGGUGGCGCUGAUUACCUAAAAUGGGCCAUGACACAAAUAAAUUAUAUCCUUGGAGAUAACAAUCGUCACAUCAGUUAUGAAAUAGGUUUUGGUGGCAAUUUCCCUCAUAAGCCGCAUCACAGAGGAGCAUCCUGUAAACCUGGAUGGUGUGCUCCUGAGUGGCAGAAUAGUCCCAAUCAGCUAAAUGGUGCUCUUGUUGGAGGACCUGGACAGAAUGAUGACUAUUCUGAUAAUCGUGGAGAUUACGUCAAAAACGAAGUGGCAUGUGAUUAUAAUGCAGGAUUUCAAGGAGCAUGCGCAGGUCUUUACCAUUUUGCUAUCAACAAUCAACUGCCACCAUCUCCACCAUCUAAAUGUUAAUUUUAUGUACAAAUAAAUAUAUUCAAG